Oikopleura dioica is the source of this 705-nucleotide messenger RNA. The record is from the annotation of a GenBank genome assembly. NCBI's taxonomy places the organism in Eukaryota, Metazoa, Chordata, Appendicularia, Copelata, Oikopleuridae.
AUGGCAGACGAGGAGCCAAAGGUCGAAGAAGUCCCUGCUGAAGCUCCCGCCGCAGAAGAGGCUCCUGCACCAGAAGCCGCUCCAGAAGAAGCCGCCCCAGCCGCAGCUGAAGAAGCCGCGCCAGCAGAAGAAGCCGCGGCUCCAGCACCAGAAGAAGCUGCUCCAGCUGCCGAAGAGCCAGCUCCCGCUGCUGAGGAAGCCGCCCCCGCUCCAGAAGAAUCUGCUCCAGCUCCAGAGGAAGCUGCACCAGCCGCUGAAGAAGCCGCGGCAGCCGCAGAAGAAGCCGCGCCUACCCCUGAGGAAGCCGCACCAGCAGCUGAGGAAGCCGCGCCAGCUGCUGAAGAAGCCGCUCCUGCAGCUGAAACCCCAGCCGUCCCAGAGAUCGCCGUCGAAGCUCCAGCAGAAGAAGCUGCCCCAGCAAUCACUGUUGAAGCCCCUGCCGAGGAAGCCGCUCCAGCAAUUACAGUCGAAGCUCCUGCUGAAGAAACUCCCGCACAGCCCGCCGACGCUCCUGCUGAGGAAAAGAAAGCAGGACUCUCCGCGCCUUUGGUCAAAAAGCGACGAGGAUCGGUUGUCGACAAGAACAAAGAAGGCCAGCUCCUCGCUGCUCUGCAGAAGACCGCCCAUAUGAAAUGGAUCCGACACCCCGACUACCUUAACCUCUGGAUCAUCAACCCUAAUUAUGCUCCUCCCCAGACUGCAUAA